Messenger RNA from Ruditapes philippinarum (Manila clam), 975 nucleotides. Its product is annotated as sal-like protein 4. The record is from RefSeq and is a predicted model, not a curated record. NCBI's taxonomy places the organism in Eukaryota, Metazoa, Mollusca, Bivalvia, Venerida, Veneridae. Gene Ontology annotation, molecular function: RNA polymerase II cis-regulatory region sequence-specific DNA binding; DNA-binding transcription factor activity, RNA polymerase II-specific. Gene Ontology annotation, cellular component: nucleus. Gene Ontology annotation, biological process: regulation of transcription by RNA polymerase II.
ACUCAUUUGACAACUGCUGAAGCCAGCAUUACUACUGGAUGCCAAGAAAGAUCUAUAUGUGCACUUACUGAAUUGCAUAAAAAGGCAGGAAAAUGGCGGCCCCAGAUAUGGAGGUGAUUAAAGACAUUCCAGGAUAUAAAGUCAUCCUUAAAGCUAUAAUCAAAGCUCAAAUACAACAACUGGUUGAGCAGUUGGCAGCACACACAGACGAAGAGUCAGUGAUAUUGACAGCCAGUGUUGCCGAUGGUACACUUAGUCACCUGGGCUCAGAUUCUGGAAAAGGAUUCCUCGAAGAACAAGAAGAUGUUAAAACACAGUUCCUUGGUUUCUGUCUUAAAAGGCAUCAUAAAAAGUUACAAGCAGAGAAGGAAAAAGAAAGACUGAAAUCACAGGGGCCAUUGCCAGGCCAGUUUGAUCUUGGACCCGGUCCAAGACGUCCACGCAUGCCAUAUCAUGGAUCACCAAGACAACCUUUCUCACCUCAAGUAUUUCAAAUGCGUUCUUCGGCCAAUAGACAUGAACCAUAUCACAUUCCAAGGCCUGGCCGAAGAACUUCAUCUGACACAUCAUUCUCAGAAUCUAGUCAAAUGACUCCCGGUGCAUCAUUUCAACCAGGGGCUAUCUCAACACCUCAGGAAACAUUGGAAAACAUGGCGAUGAAAACCGAACCCGCCGAUGACAGUCAGAGUGAAAUGAAUAGAGACGAUGACAAUACAAAUUCAUCUACUGGCACAAAUGAACAAAGUGAAAGUAGAACUGGCGAUGGCCAGGGUGGUAUAGAUAGUGACCCAAACUCUGUGAAAGUAGAAGCUAUUAGUGAAUCAGAAUUUGAACUAGAAAUAACAGGUGUUGAGCCUGGUAGACCUGCUAUGCCCCCAGAAAACUGGGUACCGGAUGUUAACAUGGGAAUGAAUUUUGAUCCAUCACAAGGUGCUGCCGGGAGCCAAGCUGAUAUGUCAGGUCAACAGGGAUACA